Durusdinium trenchii is the source of this 441-nucleotide messenger RNA. Lineage: Eukaryota; Dinophyceae; Suessiales; Symbiodiniaceae. The record is from the annotation of a GenBank genome assembly.
AUGUUUUUCCAGGCCAUGGUCGUUGUUGCUGGUGUAGUACGUUUGCACAUCUCCCUUAAAUCGAUCGCCACAUCCCUGAGGGCGGCGCCAUGGAGCGCUGAUAGGGUGCAGUUUUUCCCUGUUCAUCCUAUGACAUCUAACCUCAGCCUGGGAGCACUGAAUGUUGCCGCAAGGAGCCAGACGGGCGGCUGUUUAAAGUCCGACUCCCCUUCCAGGUGUCGUAGUACCUGCCGCCGGGAGCAGCUGGACCAGUUGGUGGACGAAGUUUGCCAUGCAGGUAGCAGCGCCUACCGCGAAAUUGCGCACCCUGCGCACUUGGCCUUCAACGGUUUAACCGACCACUGGCAGGAGUCACUUGGCCCAGCAGCCUUCAGAGCCUCUCGUUCGGCUUUCAUUUUGACCAGAAUCCGAAUGAUGUCAAUUGGCCUAGCAACCUUCUAA